AUGGCGAAUGAGAAAUUUUUAGGACAAUCGAGCCUGAAAUUCGGUUUGAAAGAUAUCUGUGUCACCAACCUCUCAAAGUUCAAAAAAGGUCACAUUGCAAUUGACAGUCCAGAAUUGUUUAACACACGCAGCUUAGAAAAAAAUAAUUUAAAAAAUAAAAAAUUCAAAUGCAGAACACUGAUCGUCAUAGAAACAAAAAUCUACAUACGCGAAGUGUGUUUGAGUGACAAGUUUGACAAAAAGGAUUUGGGAUUUAGUGGCGAGCCUUUACUUUCUACUUCCAGCAGGAAUGACCUUGACGUACCACGCUCUCUGUUUCGUGACGGUUUCUUCUCUGAUGGCUUGGAGCAGCAACAGGCCAGGUUCGCAUGGACGGAGGAAGAUGGCAACAUUGCAUCUCUGGUCUCCGAGCCAGGGUUUGGUACCACUGGACAAACGACUUUCGGCAAAGACUUGGAUGCCGCGCUUAAGAGUGAGAUGAAGGAAGCCGACACUUCUAGUGCAGUGCUGCAACCUACCAACCGAAAUGGCAUCACAUUCAGUAAAAAGAUAUUUGGAGAACCCCAUCUCGUAUCUUCUACAUCUGCAGGAUCUUCAGGAACGGGUACAGAUCGCAAUAAGGGUCCUGGUACGUGUAAGGUGGACAAAACGGAUCCUCGCUCCAGAUUCCACUACGUGAAGUAUGUUAAGAGGCACGGACGGACUGUCAAGCUAUGGGAAUGUGGUAUUUGUAGCCGCGAGUUCCAGCACCAGUACACGUUGAUGCGUCACCUCCCCACCCAUACUGAUGAGAGGAACUUCCACUGCGUCGCCUGCGGGAAGAGCUUCAGACAACUGUCUACUCUGAGCCAGCAUCGCGCCAUACAUUCUGCUGAAAGACCUUAUGCAUGCGAGGUCUGCAACAAGACGUUCAAUCGCGUGUCCACUUUGAUCUCCCAUCGCAAGACUCAUUCUGAUGAGAAGCCAUACAGAUGUCAUAUUUGUCCCAAAGGAUUCCAUCAAAAAGGAAAUCUUCGUAACCAUCUGUUCACGCAUACCAAUGAACGUCCAUAUCGCUGCAACAUUUGUCUGAAAGGAUUCAAUCAACAGUCCAACUUGGUCUGCCAUAAAAACAAAGCUCACCCAGAUGACAGCAGUUGUCCGCCAGUGAAUGUCCGCGGAAGAUCCACCACUCCUCGCAUUACUCGUUCAGUUACUGAAACUCAACCUGAUACUACAAGGCCCCAAGCAGAGCAUUGCGAAGUAUCGUCCUCAGUGGGACCUUACCUACCAUCAGUUGAAGGCCCAUCCUCAUCAACUUGGACCCCAAAACCAGAUCCUUGGGAGCUUCCUAAGCCUUACCUGGAACCUGGAGAUAUUUGGAACGAAGGUCCUUGGGCGUCUAUGAGCAGUGGAGUGAUUGUGGACCCUAUAAAGACUUACCAUAUGGGUGUUGCAUUGGCUACUAGGCAGACGCCAUUUGCCUUGUUGAAACCUGAUAAUGGAACUCCUGUGUUGGUUAAAGUGGUUGAUACGAAGCUACCUGGUGGGAAGCAGAUGUUAGUACCAGCCACUGCAGAAGAUCUAAGAGUUGGAGGCAAAAUAGUUCUGAAAAAUGAUACAGAAACUGGCGUUGUUCCGCACGGUGAAAUAGAACCGAGAAUGGAAGCGAACGGUGCAGUGCAGAUUAGAGUGCCAGUUGUAGCGACUGUAGUGCCCAGGAUCAAACCUGGUGGAAGACUUCAGCUUACUGUCGAAGAACCCCAUCAUGCUUAUCAUACUGCGUUGUCUGCUGAUGUCGGUGAAGUGAACGUGGAACCGUGCACCACUAGGAAUGAGCUUCGUAUUGGUCCCGCCAGCGCUCUUACCACCACCUCUCUGACUCAUCCGGAGCCGAGACGUUUGGAUACUUGCAGCGGCUUCGAUGAUGGAUUGCGAACUGGAACAAGAAUUUCUUCAACUUGUGCAUUGCCACCGCCGGCUCCGUCUCCUCCACUGGACCUCAUCUCCAUGGACCUCUUUGAACCUAUGGAAUGUAUACCAUUAGGUCCACAAAUUACAGCAGUGGAUAACAUCGACCAGGGUCCACCUUCAGACGACUCCGAUAUCUUCAUUGGAGAAUUUGAGGAUUGCAUCAUGCUGUCGGACACAGACUGAAUGACCU
This is a messenger RNA of Spodoptera littoralis (African cotton leafworm), 2143 nucleotides long. The record is from the annotation of a GenBank genome assembly. NCBI's taxonomy places the organism in Eukaryota, Metazoa, Arthropoda, Insecta, Lepidoptera, Noctuidae.